Molecule: messenger RNA, 1431 nt
Organism: Emericellopsis cladophorae
Lineage: Eukaryota; Fungi; Ascomycota; Sordariomycetes; Hypocreales; Bionectriaceae
Exons: 1
Coding region: 1-1431 (476 amino acids)
Source: RefSeq, a predicted model, not a curated record
AUGACCCGCCGGCGAUCGCCACCGUAUCGAAUACAUGAGCCAACGACCUUUAUCAUUACGCUCCUCACAACCACGUCGGCGCACAUUCUCCCACAACGGACUACAGCAUUGCCGUACCAGACACUCAAUGUCCUCCCAUAUCCUAUACCCACAGCUGCCUUGUUCCCCCGGCAACAGGCUCUCAACACGAUAUGCGGGUACAUUGGAGGUGACCCUGAGCUGGCUGCGACAUGCUCAGCGGGAUCACACUGCGCUGUCGAUGUCGUGCAUAAUGCUAUAGGCUGCUGCCCGGAUGGCGAUGUCGCAUGCACAGCUGGUGUCUACACUGACUGCGUUGACAGCGACAGUUCCCCGCAGAAUGUGAUUGACCCGUACGUCUUCACCUGCGGCAGCGGCGAUGGUGGCUGCUUCAGGAAUGAGUUUGAAGGGGGAUACUUCCAGUAUGGCUGUGGAGGCAGUGCCGCCACGGUGAAGAUGACUGCUAGCGGGAAAACGGACGUCGAGCUGGGGACUGUGAGCGUCGAGUUGACGGAACAACCUUCCACGCUAUCAGAACCGACGACACUGGGAGCAGGCACAAGGACGAAAAGCGCGACACGGUCAACAGAUACCACAGAGAGUGACAGCUCAAGUAGCGCCACUGAGGGAGAGUCGACGACUGCAACGAGGACAACAGAGCGACCGAGCGCGACUGAGACGAGUGACGGGGCUGACAAUGACGACACUGACGCUCCCGGAAACAGUGGCAACGGGCCGAAUACUGGGGCUAUCAUCGGAGGCACCCUGGGCGGCGUGGCUUUUGUUGCCAUGGUGGUCGUGUUGGCGCUGUAUCUCUGGCGACGUCGGAAGGGCAACUCCAGGCAAGGGCCUGGCCAACAGGGCGACACCAAGUACAUCAGGUAUAGCGUCUCCGUCACGGCACUUGGAUCUGCGAACAAGACUGACAAAAGCAGCCCCAUGACCGACCCACGACAUCCUUUCGAGCCCCUAUCUGCUGUGCAAGAAGUCGACGAAUCCCGGCUACCGCGGGACGGUCCCCGUCCGACUGAUGGCGCCGGCGCCGGCACAUCGCUAGGCGUACCAGACGAGCCGCGUCAUACGGUUUCGCCAUACUGGUCAUCCGUCUCGUCGCGCGGCGGCGCCGUCGAGGGCUCUGGGUAUCAAGAAAAGGACAGCAUGCCCCUGACUAGUGAGAUGGGCAUGAGUCCGAAGAUCGUCCGGUCAGCAGACCAUCAUCCGCAUCCCGUGGCGGCGCAAUUCAUGGAUGGCCGAGAAUUGGAGAUGACGGAUCGCGGGGGCGCCGCCGACAGCAGUAACAAUGAGUCCGGAGACAGCGACUAUGGGACGUAUCCUGGACCGCGUAGAGGCGGAGGCGGCGGUGCGCUGUGGCAGCAGAACCGUGUCCAGACGAAGAACAUGAAUUGGCUGUAG